This is a messenger RNA of Enterobius vermicularis (human pinworm), 1317 nucleotides long. NCBI's taxonomy places the organism in Eukaryota, Metazoa, Nematoda, Chromadorea, Rhabditida, Oxyuridae. The record is from the annotation of a GenBank genome assembly.
AUGAAUGCACUGGCAACAGACAAGUCGUCCCAAGAUCGUUGGCGUGACAUACGUAGAUUUACCGAUAGGCCGUCAGCACUAGCGCACCCGGAAUUUCGACCAGAUGCUGAAAAUCUCGAGCAGAUUAGGAAUGCUCAUAUACUAGUUGUUGGUGCUGGUGGCCUUGGUUGUGAAGUCCUUAAAGAUUUGGCUUUGUCUGGAUUUUGCAAUAUUGAAGUUAUCGACAUGGAUACCAUAGACUUAUCAAACUUGAAUCGGCAAUUUUUAUUCAGGGAGGCAGAUGUUGGUAAAUCAAAAGCGGAUGUUGCAGCUGAGUUUAUCAUGAAAAGGAUACAGAAUUGCAAAGUGAUCCCGCACAAUUGUAACAUUGAAGAUAAGAAUGAUGAUUUUUAUCGAUCUUUUCAUAUUGUGAUUUGUGGUCUUGACUCUAUAGUUGCCAGAAGGUGGUUGAAUAACAAGUUGGUUAGUUUGGUGGAGUAUAAGCCAGAUGGAAGCCCUAAUCCAGAAAGUAUCAUUCCUUUGAUUGAUGGUGGAACAGAGGGUUUCAAAGGAAAUUCUCGUGUAAUUUUUCCAUCGGUAACUCCUUGCGUAGAGUGCACCAUUGAUCUUUAUCCACCUCAAGUUAAUUUCCCAAUGUGUACCAUUGCACACACACCUAGAUUGCCUGAACAUUGUGUAGAGUUCGUAAAAGUAAUACAGUGGGAUCGUGACAAACCUUUUGCCGGGACAAACUUGGAUCCGGAUGACCCGGCUCAUGUUAAAUGGGUCUAUGAAGAAGCAUUUAAACGAGCUAAAGAAUAUAACAUUGAAGGAGUUGACCUUCGCCUCACUAAAGGAGUUCUAAAGAGAAUUAUACCGGCUGUUGCUUCAACAAAUGCAGUCAUUGCUGCUUCUUGCACUCUGGAAGCUCUUAAACUGGCUUCGAACAUUGCUUGUCCAUUUACAAACUAUCUUAAUUUUGCUGACAUUGAUGGUGUUUUUAUGGGGACCGUCAAUCUUGAAAAACGACCAGAUUGCGUUGUUUGCGGCCAGCGAGCUGAUUAUAUUGAGGUUUCUCCAGUAGAGAAGUUAAGUGAACUGCUCAGUAAUAUAAUUGAAAAAUACAAGCUCAAAAAUCCUUCGUUGCAAACUGCGAGACAGCUACUUUAUAUGAAGAGUGAAAUCAUUUCUGAUUUUGCUAAGGCCAGCACCGAAAAUCUCGCUAAAACUUUAAAAGAGUUAGGGCUCUGUGAGGGUGACGAAAUCCUGGUGGCUGAUGAAAAACGGUCGCAGCCUCUUUCCUUACGGUUACGAUUUAUGGAGGACCAGCCGGAUUGA